Molecule: messenger RNA, 3325 nt
Organism: Phragmites australis (common reed)
Lineage: Eukaryota; Viridiplantae; Streptophyta; Magnoliopsida; Poales; Poaceae
Product: chaperone protein ClpD1, chloroplastic
Exons: 12
Coding region: 199-3054 (951 amino acids)
Biological process (GO): cellular response to heat
Cellular component (GO): cytoplasm
Molecular function (GO): ATP hydrolysis activity; ATP binding
Source: RefSeq, a predicted model, not a curated record
CUCCGCCUACUCAUUCCUUCACCAAGCCACGCUUCCACCAAGUGGCUACUACGGGGCAAGCCAAGUAGCCAAGUAGCCAAGUAGGACUGCCUCGAUCCAUCGCCCAAUUAACACUUUCUCAGUGGGAGCGGAGCAUUCCAUUCGUUCGUAGGCCAAGUCUAAGCUGAGCGGCUAAAGAUAGUAUACUUGCCGGGGGCGAUGGAGGUGUGCAGCUGCUCCACCUCGUCGUCCGUUGUCCCCGCUGGGGAUCGCGCCGGCAGGAGGUUCGCCGCCGCGCCGUCGGCGGCCGCGGUGCGGUGGUGGGGCGCGGCGGGGGCCGGGAGGGCGGUGGUGCUGGCGCAGCCGCUGCUGCGGCCGGCGGCUGUGGCGAGGCCAGCGCAGGCGCCCUCGCGGCGCGCGCGGGCGCGGCGCGGCGGAGGGGUGAUCAAGGCGGUGUUCGAGCGGUUCACGGAGCGGGCCGUCAAGGCAGUGGUGCUGUCGCAGCGGGAGGCCCGGGGGCUCGGGGAGGCCGCGGUGGCGCCGCGCCACCUCUUCCUCGGGCUCGUCGCGGAGGACAGGUCCCCCGGCGGUUUCCUCUCGUCGGGGAUCAAUAUCGAGCGCGCGCGCGAGGAGUGCCGCGGCAUCGGCGCCAGGGGCGCGGACGCGCCCGCUGCGGCGCCGUCGACGGCCGGAUCGGGGCUCGACACCGACGUGCCCUUCUCCACGAGCAGCAAGCAGGUGUUCGAGGUGGCCGUCGUGCUGUCCAGGAACAUGGGCUCCAGCUUCAUCUCGCCGGAGCACCUCGCCAUCGCGCUUUUCACCCUCGACGAUCCCACCACCAACAACCUCCUUAGGAGUUUGGGAGCGGAUCCCAGUCAGCUAGCAUCUGCUGCGGUCCACCGUCUGCAUGCGGAGCUUGCAAAAGAUGGCAGAGAACCUGCAGGAGCAUCUUCUUUCAAAGUCCCAGAGAAAUCUCCUGCUGGAACUGGAAGAUCUGCCUUCUCCAAAUCCUUGAAUAAAAAGAAAGAUAAGGGUGCACUUGAUCAAUUUUGUUUAGAUUUGACCACACAAGCUAGUGGAGGUUUCAUCGAUCCUAUAAUAGGUCGUGAGGAGGAGAUUGAGAGAGUUGUUCAGAUAAUAUGCCGACGGACAAAGAACAAUCCUAUUCUUUUGGGUGAGGCAGGUGUUGGCAAAACUGCAAUUGCUGAGGGGCUGGCUCUUAGAAUUGCAAAUGGAGAUGUCCCCAUUUACCUUGUGGCAAAGCGUAUAAUGUCACUGGAUGUUGGUCUACUUAUUGCUGGUGCAAAAGAGAGGGGUGAAUUGGAGUCUAGGGUUACCAGUAUAAUUCGUGAAGUCCGGGAAGCAGGUGAUGUUAUUCUUUUCAUCGAUGAGGUUCACAAUCUUAUUGGAUCUGGAACUGUUGGAAAGGGUAAGGGUGCCGGCCUUGACAUUGGCAACUUGCUGAAGCCCCCGCUCGCUAGAGGUGAAUUGCAGUGCAUUGCGGCUACAACUCUAGAUGAACAUCGAAUGCAUUUUGAGAAGGAUAAGGCUUUGGCCCGGCGGUUCCAGCCAGUAUUAGUAGAUGAGCCUAGUCAGGAAGAUGCUGUGAAGAUUUUACUUGGUCUUCGUGAGAAAUAUGAAACUUACCAUAAAUGCAAAUUCACUUUAGAAGCGAUCAAUGCAGCAGUUUAUUUGUCAGCAAGAUAUAUACCUGACAGACAGCUUCCUGAUAAGGCUAUUGAUCUGAUUGACGAAGCUGGAAGUAGAGCUCGGAUGGAAUCAUUUAACAGGAAGAAGGAAGAACAGUCUUCAAUUCUCUUGAAGUCACCGGAUGAAUACUGGCAAGAGAUAAGAGCUGCUCAGGCCAUGCAUGAAGUGGUGUCAUCUAACAAGAUGAAAUAUAAUUCAAAUGAGAAUGAUCAAAAGAGUGGUACUACUGACGUUGAAGCACCUUGUGAAGACAAUACUGGGUCAACAUCUACCGCGUCACUCUCAGCUGACGAACUAGUUGUAGUUGGGACAGAAGAGAUUGCAAGAGUUGCCUCAUUAUGGUCAGGGAUACCAGUACAGCAGUUGACUGCUGAUGAUAAAAAGAUUUUAGUAGGACUAGAUGAUGAGCUCAGAAAACGUGUCAUUGGCCAAGAUGAAGCUGUUGUGGCGAUAUCUCGUGCGGUGAAGAGAUCGCGUGUUGGCCUUAAUGACCCUGACAGACCUAUUGCUACACUGCUUUUCUGUGGUCCAACAGGAGUUGGUAAAACCGAGCUUACCAAAGCUCUAGCAGCAAGUUAUUUUGGAUCAGAAUCUGCUAUGCUUAGAUUAGACAUGAGCGAGUAUAUGGAGAGGCACACUGUGAGCAAGCUGAUAGGCUCUCCUCCAGGGUACAUCGGAUAUGGUGAAACUGGUACUUUGACAGAAGCAGUCAGGAGAAAACCAUUUACCGUAGUAUUGCUUGAUGAGAUAGAGAAAGCUCACCCUGAUAUUUUCAAUAUCCUUCUCCAAAUCUUUGAAGAUGGACAUCUGACAGACUCGCAGGGCCGCAGAGUUUCCUUCAAGAAUACCUUGAUUGUCAUGACGUCAAAUGUUGGUUCUACAUCAAUUUCAAAGGGAAGACAGAGCAUGGGUUUCUUGAAGGAAGAUACUGAGUCAAGCUCGUAUGUCGCAAUGAAAUCCCUUGUAAUGGAAGAGCUGAAGGCAUUUUUCCGGCCAGAGUUGCUCAAUAGAAUUGAUGAGAUGGUUGUGUUCCGUCCUCUGGAGAAGUCUCAGAUGCUGGCCAUUCUUGAUAUCAUCCUGAAAGAAGUGAAGGGCAGGCUUUUAGCCCUUGGGAUAGGCUUAGAGGUUUCUGAUGCAAUGAAAGACCUGAUUUGCCAAGAAGGAUACGACAAGAGCUACGGCGCGAGGCCGCUGAGGAGAGCUGUCACCCACCUGAUUGAGGAUGUCAUCAGCGAAGCGAUUCUUUUUGGCGAGUUCAAGCCUGGUGACACGAUACUGAUGGACAUCGAUGCCGAGGGGAAGCCUUGCUUGAGCCAUCUGGACGAACAGAUCGUCCAGGUUUCUGACCCAACACGGACAUUCUGAAGUUCAGCAUCGGACAUUCUGAAGUUAUGCUUCCAAUGUAGUAGAGAGUAGAGAUCUAAUUUUUUAUUCUUUGAAGCAUCGAGAUUAUUAAUUCUUUCAUACGUAGGCACAGAGUAUUUCAUUAUGUACAUACCAACCAGAUAGGGGAAUCUGGCUAGCUAUUAAUGCUGUUCCAAAAAUCUUAUCCAACUGUAUAUUGCUCCCGUUCAAUUGAACAAAUACAUAAGCCUGAAACUGUCAAGUUGCCACACCUUAUUGUUCAGGUGUGUUA